AUGGUGCUGAUUAAGGAAUUCCGUGUGGUUUUGCCCUGUUCUGUUCAGGAGUAUCAGGUUGGGCAGCUCUACUCGGUUGCAGAAGCUAGUAAGAAUGAGACUGGUGGUGGAGAAGGAAUUGAAGUCUUAAAGAAUGAACCUUAUGAGCAGGAUGGAGAGAAAGGACAGUAUACACACAAAAUUUAUCACCUAAAGAGCAAAGUUCCUGGAUUCGUCAGAUUGAUUGCUCCCGAGGGCUCCCUGGUAUUUCACGAGAAAGCCUGGAACGCGUAUCCCUACUGUAGGACAAUUGUAACGAAUGAAUAUAUGAAAGAUGAUUUCUUCAUUAAAAUCGAAACAUGGCACAAACCAGACUUGGGAACAUUAGAAAAUGUACACGGUUUAGAUCCCAACACGUGGAAAACUGUUGAAAUUGUCCAUAUAGAUAUUGCAGAUCGAAGUCAAGUUGAACCAGCAGACUACAAAGCGGACGAAGACCCAGCAUUGUUCCAGUCCGCCAAGACUAAGCGAGGCCCUCUGGGGCCCAACUGGAAGAAGGAGCUGGCAAACAACCCCGACUGCCCUCAGAUGUGUGCCUAUAAGCUGGUGACCAUCAAGUUCAAGUGGUGGGGGCUGCAGAGCAAAGUAGAAAACUUCAUCCAGAAGCAAGAAAAAAGGAUAUUUACAAACUUUCAUCGCCAGCUUUUCUGUUGGAUUGACAAGUGGAUUGAUCUGACGAUGGAAGAUAUUAGGCGAAUGGAAGAUGAGACCCAGAAAGAAUUAGAAACAUUACGUAACCAAGGUCAAGUGAGGGGCACAAGUGCAGCCAGUGAUGAGUGA
Messenger RNA from Pipistrellus nathusii (Nathusius's pipistrelle), 819 nucleotides. The record is from the annotation of a GenBank genome assembly. NCBI's taxonomy places the organism in Eukaryota, Metazoa, Chordata, Mammalia, Chiroptera, Vespertilionidae.